AUGAAUACAGUCAUUAGUGCGACACGAUCAGAUGAUGCAGCUCGUUUGAAGUCGCAGAUUGGACACUAUGCGGCGCCAAUUCCAUCCGAUGGUGGUUUAAGACCUGCUAUCUACAAUGGCAAUCCCUCCAGAUCGCAUUUGGGUGUGAAUCACCCUGUUUUAGUGUCCUUUCUUUGUCCUGUUUCGCAUCUUGCAGAAUUUAACAGAGACCCAGCUGAGGGCCAGAAGAAACUUGCCAGUGGAGGAAUUCACAUGACUGCAAACGACUUCCCUGCAUUCCUUUGGUCCGGGAACCCCCCUGGAUGUGACUACGACGCUGACGCUAUGACAGAAGGCCUCCUCCAGGGCUAUCUCAUCGAACGUGUAAGUUUUUCUUCGGUAUAG
This is a messenger RNA of Suillus plorans, 384 nucleotides long. RefSeq lists its product as uncharacterized. Lineage: Eukaryota; Fungi; Basidiomycota; Agaricomycetes; Boletales; Suillaceae. The transcript is spliced from 2 exons. The record is from RefSeq and is a predicted model, not a curated record. The coding region runs from base 1 to 384 and encodes 127 amino acids.